Molecule: messenger RNA, 3284 nt
Organism: Aphis gossypii (cotton aphid)
Lineage: Eukaryota; Metazoa; Arthropoda; Insecta; Hemiptera; Aphididae
Gene: udt
Exons: 9
Coding region: 199-2034 (611 amino acids)
Source: RefSeq, a predicted model, not a curated record
AAUGUAAUUAUUACUGUACGCCUUAUUUCAUAAUUCCAAAACAAAACAAAUAUCUAAUAGUUAAUACCUAUAUCACAAUAUUACCUGUUGGAUCAUAUUUACUAUUAUUUUGUGCAUGAUGUUUAAAAAAUGUGUUAAUAUUUUUUUAAUUGUUUAAAUAAGCAAAUAUAGCGUUAAUAAAUUAUUUUUUUUUAUAAUAUGCAUAUCUUACUAAAAUUCAUUUUGAUAGCGUUUUGUCUAGCUUCAUUAUGUGGAAGUUACGAACUUAACAAGGCAAAUACAAAAUGUAAUAUUCCAUUGGUAAUUCGUGGGCAAUGGUAUUCUUGGGAAAAUGGACGCAGUACAACAACAGAAAUUGAUGCGACAAGUAUGUCAAAACGUGGAACUUGCAUUCGAUCAAUGGAAGAAAAUCAGGUGAAUUUCACUUUUGUAUUUCAAAAGAGCGCUGGUGAUUGUUAUACUUGUGUGAAAUUCAUGGUUCGGACUGUUAAUGUAUUGGAUAAAAUGGAAAGUGUUUGUAUGACUUUAAAUCCUAAUGAAUAUGAAUCUCCUGAUAAAAUAUGUCAAUUCCAAGAUACACAACUAAACACAUUGUUUUCGGAAAAUUACAUACCUGUAAACUGUCGGUCUAGUCUCGAAGGCGUCUGGCAAUUUGCAUACCAGAACCGUUUUCGUUUCACUGGUGAAUGUAAUAAUCCUGAAGCACAAAUUAAAUCUUGUCAAACUGCAGGAACACAAUUUUUAAUAACUAAUCAAAAAUUUAAUAUAACAUAUAAAAAAUGUCCUGGUAUGACAGGCACAUUUGAUGGAGUUGUUGAGUACAGUUGUUUAGGAGAUUGGUUUGUGGACAAAAAUCAUUUCUUUGCUGUAGCUAAUACUAAAGAAUCUCGAAAAGAUGAAAAAUAUCGAUGUUUCUUAAAAAAUCGGGAUGAUGAUUUGUAUAUUGGUGUGUCUAUUACAGCAGAAUGUAAUACACUUCAGACAGUAGAAAAAAGUCCAGAGAGAUUACAUAUAAAUCCUGUGAAAGCUGAAGUAGUAGAGGCAGGUUGUCGACUACCCCAAAAUUAUAGUGGGGAAUGGGUGAACACCGCCAAUAUGGAUGCUGAUGUAUUUAUUAAUGAAACUCAUGUAAUUGAAACAUGGUAUCCAGAUGAAGCACGAUUUAGAAGAACAAUAUAUGUAUGCCGUGAACAAAGAGGAUCUCGUUAUAUGAUGGCACGGCUCACUGUUGAUGGAUGUCAAAAGGAUUAUGUAUGUUUCGAUUUUGUACCACGACAUCAUAAUAUUAUUCGUUAUAGAAGAGGUAUAGCAUUUAUUAGAGAUAACUUUCAUACUGUAUGCUCUUGGGUACAGUUUCCAAACAAAGAUAAUUGGAAAUAUGAUAUUUUUGUCUCCAAAACUCCUGUUCCUAUAAGAUGUCCAGUGGCAGGGAAAUUCAACUUCACUCAAAAAGGCGAUUUUCUGUUUGAAACUCGUAUUCUUGGUGGUGUUACUUUAUCACCUCGUCCACAAAUUACAUGCAAGGACAGAAUAUCUGAUUUUGCUGCCUGUGAUGGUGAUCAAAAAGAGAUUACUAUUGAUGAAUCAUUUUGUCUUGAUGUAGAUCAUCGUGGACAGCCUGUAGAUAUUUAUAGUGAUCCAGAUUACAGAUUACAAUGCAUAGGUUACUGGAAAGAAAAUUUGAAGUCUUAUUUAAUGACGUAUGAUCCUCUUGAUGCAGCUAGCAUGUACAGAUGUUGGGUGUAUCAACGAGCUGAUCUUAACCGUGUAUUAAUGUCACAAGCUAUAGGUUCAUUUUGUGAUCUUAAACAAGAUGCAUUUAGUAAUAAUUAUACAGAAGGAGCCACUGUUGCUAUUGAAAUGACAGAAUAUGAACGUGAAAGAGAUCAAUGUCCAAUGUAUUUUGAUGAUGGCGCUAAUCCAUGGGUUCACGCAGACAAUUAUAUACAAGUAUUCAAGUAUGGUCGAUCAUCUACAUUAAUUAUUUCAUCAAGUAUGCUAUCAGUUGCUGUUCUCUUUACUAUUUUGUUGUAAAUUUUAAUUGGUACGCCUUACCGAGUUAAUUUACACUUCUAGUAGCUUUAUCAGUGAAUCACACAAUUAAGAUAUUGUUAUUUAUCUAUUAUACAUGUAAAUACCCAUAAUAUUAUUUUAAUUAUCUUGACCUGGUUAUAAUGAUUGUCUAUACAUAUCAUUUUUUUCUUGACUACCAAAAUAUUUUUAUUUUAAAUCUUGGAUUUUUAUUACCAUGCUCUGCAAUUUAUUUUGUUUUGGAAAAUAAUUUCUCAUGUAGUUUGAUAAUAAUAUUUUGUCAUUAUAUAAACAAUUUUUUUAAUUUUUAAAUCUUUUUUUUUAUUAAAAUUCUGUUUAGUAAAUUCCAAAAGUUAAAUAAUUUAAUAAUCCUAUUACUAGUGUACGCGAGUGAACAAUUUUAAAGUUUGUUUAAUCACAAUAUUAAAUAUGGGUAUUACUUAUAUUAUUAAUUAUUAUUGAUAUGUUAGUAAGUAGCUUUGAGAACAAUAGAGAUAAAUUAUAAAUAAUGCAAACUUGUCUUGCACUAGUCAAGUUAAUUUUUGACUUAUAUUAUCCAUAUUUUAUUAAGUUUACAUAAAUAAUUUUUUUUAGUAAUCUCAUAUUAUAGUUUUUUUUUUUUAAACAUUUUAUUUAAUAAUUGAAAUAUGCAAGUUCAUAUAAUAGUUAUUAGUUUUAAUACAUUUAAUGAUAAAGAACAAAAUGUAAUAAACGAAAACUGACUGUUCAUUAUGUGAUUAUUGUUAUUCUGAUCUUAAAAAUUGUAAAAAAAUAUAGAUUUAUAUGUAUAAUUAUAAAGAAUUAGGUAUCACCUUUAUUGAUUUUGUGUUGAUAAAAAUAAUUUUAUAUUAUAUUUUUAUGUGUAGUAAUUAAUAUUAAUUUACCUAUAUUUAAUGUUUAACAAUUUAUUAUAAGUAAUUUAAAUGUGAUUAAUGCAAAAUGAUCCGUCCAAUUUCGUGUUCACCAAAUUGUAUAAAUAACAAAUUAUGUUUAAUACAUUUAUUUUUGUAUACAACUUUAUAAUAUGUUUUUUACAUUUUAAAAUUAUUCACUUUUAACUAUUAUGAAAAUAUUUAGUGAUCCCAUGAAUUUAAGAAAUAGUAAGUAAAAAAAUGUGUUACUUUUUAUAAUAUGUACCACUUAUGGGAACUAUAUUUUGAUUUUAUACAAGAUUUUUAUGUAAUUUUUUUUAAUUAAAAACAGUUAUAAUUGAUUUUUUUAUUAUUACUAAUAAAAUAAUAUUUAUAAUUUUA